Prionailurus viverrinus (fishing cat) is the source of this 1008-nucleotide messenger RNA. It is a transcript of the gene CTXN2, whose product is annotated as cortexin 2. NCBI's taxonomy places the organism in Eukaryota, Metazoa, Chordata, Mammalia, Carnivora, Felidae. The transcript is spliced from 4 exons. The record is from RefSeq and is a predicted model, not a curated record. The coding region runs from base 265 to 510 and encodes 81 amino acids.
GUGAGACAUCGCUGCCUGCGAAGGCUUAUUUAUCAUGGUUUUGUAACCUCAUGGUCUGAAUGUCUCUCAUUUUUCUAUUUCCCAGUAAACAAGAUAUUAAGAUGAUGUUUUCCCUCUGAGGGUGUUCUGAAAGCUAAUGGGGAUGGCGGGGCAAUGGCUAAUGAUCCACAGCUACUGUUGCCUGCUACUUGCAGGAUGUUCUGUUGGGCCAACAGGUGACUCCAGCAGGAAUUCUGAAGAGCCAUAAUGAUGUGACAGUGAAUAAUGAGUAGUACCUACUGUGGCAACUCCUCAGCUAAGAUGAGCGUCAAUGAAGUAUCAGCUUUUUCGUUGACUCUGGAACAAAAAACUGGCUUUGCUUUUGUUGGGAUUUUGUGUAUCUUCUUAGGACUUCUUAUUAUUAGAUGCUUCAAAAUCCUGUUAGACCCGUACAGUAGCAUGCCUUCCUCUACAUGGGAAGAUGAAGUUGAAGAAUUUGAUAAAGGGACAUUUGAAUAUGCACUUGCGUGAGAGUUCCACCUUUAUGGUUUUUUAGAGUUAUGCCACUGGGACCCAUGGAAGAUACAAUUGUAAUCUCCUCAAGCAUGCUGGAAGAGGCUCAUUUCAUCCACUAAAUUCAAUAAACAUGUAUGGUUGGCCAAGUCAUCUAAUCUCUAUGGACUUCAGUGAGGAAGCUAACCAGAGGAUUUUUAAUGUCCCUUUCAAUUCUAGUGCCCUAUGAACUCUGUGAACGUAUCGGGAAACCCAGAGAUCUGAGAUGAAUGAGGAUUUAGGAUGUUACGAAAAUUUUUUCAGUUUAGGAGUCUCAAUUCUGUGGUUUGAAUUCUAAUGUUGACUUAGCCAAGAAGCUUUAUGACCUAUAAAGCUGUCUAAGAGGAACCUUUCCAUAUCUACAAAAACAAGGAUAAAGAAACCUAUCCUGCAUAUCUUGCAGAAUGUUGAGAGGACCAAGUGAUGUAAGAUGAAUGUGAAAGCAAUAUGAAAACCAUAAAACAUUGUUGAAACAUA